CAGAGGCUCCCCGUUCAGAUUCAAGAUUCAUCUUAACUUCCUUCACGUCUUCAGAUUCAUUCAGACUUCAUUUCAAUUCCAUUCGAUUCUGAUCUCGAAACGAUCAAUCAAUCAAGCAUAAAAAAAAAAAUAUGAGCAAUCUGAGAACGAUUUGUAGACCUCACGCGGUGUUCUCGUCGAUCGCGUGCUGUUGCAGGGACCGAGCUCGGUCUCGAUCGAGAUCUGUCGUUAGGGUUUCGAUUCGGAACCCUAAUUCCAAGCCUCGUCUUUCUUCGCCCUCUGUGCUUUCUUCUUGGUUCGAUUCCUCUGACGUGCCCAAAUAUGAGCCCUGGGUGAGAUUGAAUCAGAGGAAGACGAUGGUUAGGGCGUCGAAAUGGACCGAAGCGAAAUCUCCCUACGAAACUCUCGAGUUGGAAAGGGAUGCUGAUGAAGAGAACAUAAAGUUAGCUUAUAGACGUUUGGCCAAGUUCUACCAUCCAGAUGUAUAUGAUGGUAAGGGGACCCUUGAGGAAGGGGAAACAGCUGAAGCUCGAUUCAUCAAGAUUCAAGCAGCUUAUGAACUGCUCAUGGAUGUGGAGAAGCGAAGGCAAUAUGAUAUUGAUAAUCGAGUCAACCCCAUGAAGGCAUCUCAAGCAUGGAUGGAGUGGCUUAUGAAAAAGCGCAAAGCUUUUGACCAGCGGGGUGAUAUGGCUGUUGCAGCUUGGGCUGAGCAGCAGCAGCGUGAGAUUAAUCUCCGCGUGCGCCGUCUUUCUCGUUCAAAGAUUGAUCCUGAAGAAGAAAGGAAGAUUCUGGCGAAAGAAAAGAAAGCAUCGUUGGAGAAUUUCAACAGCACCCUUAAGCGGCAUACGCUUGUCUUACGAAAGAGGGAUUUAAUGAGAAAGAAAGCAGAAGAAGAAAAGAAAAAGGUGAUUGGCCAGCUUCUUGCUGCAGAGGGCCUCGAGCUUGAAACAGAUGAUGAUGAGGCUGUGUAGGUGAUCAAUUGAUCAUGCACAUAUUGGGUCUCUCUGUCUCUCUUAUACAAAUACUUUCUUUUAUUUAAUUGGAUAUUAGAAAAAAAUUGUACAUAAUAUUGUUGCACAUAUUAGGUCUCUCUGUCUCUCUUAUACAAGUACUUUCUUUUAUUUAAUUGGAUAUUAGAAAAAAGAAGUUGUACAUAAUAUUGUUCACAGAUUCAAUAUAGAAAGGAAUGAAAGCGACCCUUCACA
This is a messenger RNA of Camellia sinensis, 1205 nucleotides long. RefSeq lists its product as uncharacterized. Lineage: Eukaryota; Viridiplantae; Streptophyta; Magnoliopsida; Ericales; Theaceae. The record is from RefSeq and is a predicted model, not a curated record.